ACUGAUUUCUUGCAGCAAAGUUGAGAGCUUGUUCAUUAAACUUGGUAAAAUGACGGUCAACAAAGUUCUGGGGCAGUGCAGACCUUCAAGGCCUGAUUUAGAUCAGGAAUAUAAAUCCAGAGUUUCGUCUCUACAGCUUGGUAACCAAGUAAAGCCUAGCAUUGAUGCAGUGAACUAUGAUAAUGGAGGGAAUGGCAGCACAACAUCUAACGAUACAAAUAAACCAGCGUUCUACUGCAUUGAGAAGAGUAAAGCUGUAGCCGUAAAGACUGAUGGUAUUAGAGAUAAGGAUGGUGUAGAAGAUGACAUGGACACAGGCAGAAAUCAACAACAACCUGUAGUGGUUCUGGUGUAUCCUCCAGCUCCAAUGAAAGGAAGAAUCAUAUUACAUGAGGUGGAUCUCAAGUGCCUACAGGAAGGAGAAUUUCUUAAUGAUGUCAUUAUUGACUUCUACAUUAAAUACCUUGUCAACCAGGUCCUGAGUGAAAGUGAUCGGCAGAAAACAUUUGUACUUAGUUCGUUCUUCUAUGGACGUUUAAUGCGCCGUGAGUAUGGUCGUGACAAAUCAUCAAGAGAUGCUACACUAUCUCGAAUGGAGAAGCGCCAUCAGAAAGUGUGUACCUGGACAAGAAAUGUCGACAUCUUCCAGAAGGACUUCAUCAUUAUACCCAUCAAUGAACAUUCUCAUUGGUAUGUGGCAAUAAUCUGCUACCCUGGUCUUGUUGCUGAUACUGGUUUUUUGAAGGAAUGCAAAAGAUCUUCCCCCCAGAAUUCUCCAGAGGCUACUUCAUCUGGUAUAUUAGAGCAAAGCACACAUGAGAGAAUUGAGAUUCAAGGACAAGGUGUUGGUGAUACCGGAGUGGAUAACCCUGCAACUAGCUCAUUAUCACCAUUUUGUUUUAGUCAACAAGAAACACAGAACCAGGAGGAGCCAAUGGAAGUAGAUAAGAAUCAUAAGAUCACAGUAACCAAAAAUUUGGUCACAGAUUUAUUUAGAAACUGUUCACCUGGAAAGAGUAACAACAAACAAGAAGCUGCAUGUGAAGUUAAACACCAACGUGAUUCUUCAAUAGGUGCUGAUGAUUGCAUGUACUCUCAGUAUCAAACAGUUCACUGCAAGAGACCCUGCAUUCUAAUAUUUGAUUCACUUGGAGGACCCAGUAGGAGGAAUGUCAUUCAGAAUCUCAGAGAAUAUCUGACAGUUGAAUACGAAACAAGAAAGAACAGUCAUUGUGUAUUUGAUGCUAAAACAAUCAAAGGCUGCCAACCCAAAGUGCCUCAGCAAAAUAACUUUAGCGACUGUGGGAUAUUUCUUCUGCAAUAUGUACAGAUGUUCUUUCAGAAGCCCAUUAACAAUUUGUCUAUACCAAUCAAGGGUUUAGACAAAUGGUUCCGAGAUGCCACUGUGAGUAGGAAGCGCAGUGAGAUUCUUUGCUUGAUAUAUGAACUCAAGAAGCAUCACGAUGCCAAAAAAGGUGACCUUACAUAGUUGCUCCGUUUAUAUAGUGCGCUUAUAAUAUUUAAAUACUUCAUGCUGUUCAUUAACAACUGGCAAAAAGUUCCAAUGCAGAAAAUAUUCUAUAUAUAAAA
Molecule: messenger RNA, 1590 nt
Organism: Asterias rubens (European starfish)
Lineage: Eukaryota; Metazoa; Echinodermata; Asteroidea; Forcipulatida; Asteriidae
Product: sentrin-specific protease 6-like
Exons: 10
Coding region: 50-1489 (479 amino acids)
Biological process (GO): protein desumoylation
Cellular component (GO): nucleus; cytoplasm
Molecular function (GO): SUMO-specific endopeptidase activity
Source: RefSeq, a predicted model, not a curated record